Messenger RNA from Ipomoea triloba (trilobed morning glory), 1347 nucleotides. Its product is annotated as salutaridinol 7-O-acetyltransferase-like. The coding region runs from base 1 to 1347 and encodes 448 amino acids. The record is from RefSeq and is a predicted model, not a curated record. NCBI's taxonomy places the organism in Eukaryota, Viridiplantae, Streptophyta, Magnoliopsida, Solanales, Convolvulaceae. The transcript has a single exon.
AUGAAAGUUGAAAUUCGGAGCAAAGAAAUAGUGAGGCCAUCUUCUCCCACUCCUCAAAGUCUCAAGAGUUACAAAUUCUCUUUUUUGGAUCAAUUAGCUCUCAACGUCAGGAUUCCAUUCGUCUUCUUCUAUGACUCCUCCUCCGGAGCUUAUUCUCAUGAUCAUAUCAAUACCAUUGAUGAGCUGAAGAAAUCACUCUCCAAAACCCUGUCUCUAAUGUACCCGCUGGCGGGGAGGGUGAAGGAGGAUAAGGUAACAAUCGAAUGUAACGACGAAGGUGUCGAGUUUAUUGUGGCCGAUGUUGUUGAAAUCAUGUCUUGUUUACUGGAGAAUCCUGAGAUGGAGAAGAUUAGGCAGCUGAGUCCUAGUGCAAAGGUUUAUGAGCCCCAACCGGUUGGAAAGGUUUUGCUGGCGGUUCAGGUGAACCGGUUUAGCUGCGGGGGAAUAGCUAUUGGGUUUUUCGUUUCACACGCUAUUUUGGAUGGUUCCACCCUUGCCAAAUUCUUGGAAAUCUGGGCAUCCUUCAACCGCGGCUUAUUCAAUAAUGGAGGAAUUGGAAGUGGAUUCAUUUCCAAUCACUCUACCAUCUUAUUCCCUCCUUUGACAGAUACUUCUGCCCUUGAACGAUCAGUGAAGAUGGCGGCAGAGGCAAUCCAGCAGGAAGAGAAACACAUGGUUGUUAAAAGGUUCGUCAUUCCCGCCAACGCCAUAGCCCAACUCAGAGAAGAAUUAAUAUGUAAGGAAAACAACAAGGGUUUGAGAUGGCCGUCUCGUACUGAGGCGAUAACAGCUUUAGUAUGGGCGGCCGUGAUAAACGCAACUCCUCCAACUCAAACCGUCCCGUUAUCCUGCAUGGUGGACUUGCGGGGCAGGAUGGAGCCGCCGCUGCCGCCAAACUGUCUAGGAAACUUGACCUACGGAGCCACCGCUCACUGCGAGGCGGCGAAACACGGCUCCGCCGUCGUAACCGCCGCUCAAUUGGUGGAGAAAAUACGCGAUUCUCUCCGAGCUGUGAACGACGGAGCGGCGAGGAAGAUGUACGGCGAAGGAGGAUUGUUGCGCGCGGCGUUUGUGAGAGGUCAUGAAAUGGCGCGCAAAAAAGAUUCUUCAACGACAACGUUGUACACAAGCAGUCUGUGUAGAAUGCCGUAUUACGAGGUUGAUUUUGGGUGGGGGACGCCAAGACUGGUGGUGAAUAUGGUGAAGAAUUUUAUGGUGCUUUUCUUAGACGCCAGUAAUGGAGGAGUAGAAGUGUGGAUGGGAUUGCCUAAGCAACUUAUGCACACAUUAACGCAAGAUCAGCACUUUCUUGCCUAUGUUUCUGCCUCUCCUAAACCAAAGCUAUGA